ACGACGCCACCCCUCCCUCCGACCCCAACCCCGACGGCCCGGGCUCCGCCGACGCCGGGGAGGCGCGGCCGCUGUUCAGGGAUCUGGGGGACCACAGCGACAACUCGAGGGAGCUCACGCCGAGCGGGGAGUACGGGAAGGAGGGCCGAUGAGGUCGGGGUCGGCAGGAAGUCGUUCCUCAGGCCGAUUGGGUCGCCGUCUCCCGGGAGCAGCACGUUCGGCUCCGCGACUUCGAAUGACGGUACAUUCAAUGGACUGGCUUCCCAAUUGGAUUUGUACUACCGUGCAGCGAUGAUGUUUACAUCAUUAAUCAUCUUAAGUUCACAGUCUUGGUGAAUGAGCACAGAAGCUGCGGCUAUGACAUAACAGAUUUUGACUCGCCAUCGGUCUCCAAGGGUUAUGAACCGGCACCACCGUUUGAGAUUGUGGGCUUCACUGUGGCUCCUUGCAGUGUUAAACAUGACCAGGAAUACAUGAAAAGGCUCAAAAUGUACGACAACAUAGAUUCAAUGGAAUGUCCCUCCGAUCUGGAGACAUUGCAGGCUGUGAGGGAGAACGAUAGGAUAUCCUUCACUUAUGAGGUUCAGUUUGUGAAGAGCGAUAUCCACUGGCAAUCUCGUUGGGACAUUCAUUUGAAGCAGAGAUAUCCGCGAAUCCAUUGGUUCUCAGUACUCCGUUCUCUGAUGACCAUCCUUCUCUUAACUGGUAUUGUCUUCGUGAUAUUCCUGAAGACAAUAUCUAGGGAACUCGCAAAAUGUCGGGGACUCGAUAAGCAGGCUGAAGCACAGACCCAUGAGGAGCCUUCGGGUUGGAAGCUUCUUGCCAGCGAUGCAUUCAGGAAGCCGAAUCACUCCAGGCUUCUCAGUGUGAUGGUUGGAACUGGGGUCCAAAUCACACUGACCGGAUUUGUGACUCUAACUAUCGCAGCCUUCUGCUACUUGACACCUGAUGCUCGAGGAUUGAUACUGACAUUGAUACUAACUGUCUACUCUUUUUGGGGAAUCGUUGGCAGGUACAUUGGCGUGCGAAAGUAGAGAAUGCUGAAAGGAAGUAUUAAUGGUUGGAAGUCAGUUUCGUGGUUGAUCACAUUUCUCUUUCCAAGAAUCGUCCUAGUACACGUCGUGCUCAACUUCAUAAAGAGGGUCAACCAUAGCACCACCACUAUUUCCAUCUCCACGUAUGUCGCCAUUCUAUUGUACUGGUUCUGCAUUUCAGCGCCAGUCUCCCUGUUUGGAGGACUCCUAGUGACCUGGGCCAAGGCUAUCCAAUAUCCUGUGAAAACCAAUCACAUUCCUAGGGAAAUCCCGGCUUGGACACUCCCCUCGUGGCUCUUAGUUCUUGGUGCUGGGAUGAUCCCGUUCGGCACACUUGUUACUGAACUCAUCUUCUUUCUGAGUAGCAUAUGGCUUCGUAGGUUCUACAGUUCGGGGACCCUCUGCAUUUGUCUUCUGUCCCUUGUUAGUCUCUGUGCUGAAACUUCCAUGAUCAUUAUUAUCGCAAUCUACAAGCUGAGGACUGGAAAUGGUGGUGGAAGUCUUUCUGUGCUUCCGGUUCGGCUUCCCUCUUUGUGUUCAUGUACUGCAUCAAUUACUUGGUUUCUGAUCCGAACGGUUUGAGCGGGCCUCCAUCAGUCACAGUUUAUGUCGGUUACUUGCUCAUCAUGGCGAUAGCAGCCCUGCUAUCAACUGGAAGCAUUGGUUUCCUCACUUCGUUAUACUUUGUGAAUGCUCUCUUCUCAUCAACAGAGAUCUGAGUAGAGUCGACUUUUUCCAAUUUCAUCCAUUGCUUGAGCUCCUUGCUUUGGGAAAUGCUGACAUCACCUCAAUCGAUAUAGUAACGUCCUACUUUAUUAUGUAUUGCCUGCCUGCCUUUGUCAUGUUUCACUGU
Molecule: messenger RNA, 1887 nt
Organism: Eucalyptus grandis
Lineage: Eukaryota; Viridiplantae; Streptophyta; Magnoliopsida; Myrtales; Myrtaceae
Product: transmembrane 9 superfamily member 12-like
Exons: 2
Coding region: 474-1034 (186 amino acids)
Biological process (GO): protein localization to membrane
Cellular component (GO): membrane
Source: RefSeq, a predicted model, not a curated record